UUUUAAAUUUUCAAAGUCUACUAAGAUCAACCAAAUGUUUACAAACAAAACAGAAUUUAUUUACAAUUUUAGACUUUGUCAAAUAAUUAAAUAAACUUAGUAAAACAGAAUACAUACUAUACAAAAUGAAUAUCAAGCAAGAAGCAGAAACACCGUUGAGUACAGAAUCAUCGCAAAAUCUAGCUGGAAAGCCAAAAAAAUACUGUGAUAGACAAUUCAAAAUACAAUUAGCUAGAGCACUAAAAGCAAACUAUGGAGAAGCUGAAAACUUUGAUAAAAUCAAGCAAAAUAAACUUUUAUGUUUUUAUGAGGAUGACAAAAUCAUCGACAGCACAAAAAAAAUUGCUAAGGAUAUCGAACAAAGCGUUGAGGAUUCAAUCAAGUCACAAAGGACGAAGGAAAUCAUUGAUUUCACUCGAAAUGUCAACGAUCUUACAGAUGUAAGGAAGCCAGAAGAAAUUCCAUUACUCAUAAAACUUAAUUCUGUAUCUCGAUUUCCGCCUACAAUGGAAACAAAUGGUGUCAAUUUUGAAGCAUUAAACAAGUUCCUUUAUUCAUCAGUGUCUGGAUCUAUAGACUUUGUGGAUAUGAAUUAUGAGACAAAGUUAGUAUUGCACGAGACUUACAACAUGCUAAUGACACAAGUCGAAACCGAUGCUCCAAAAGUAUUAGAAGAAUUAAGAUCAAAAAUGAAUGGUUCAUCGGAAGUAACUGAAAUUAGAAAUGCUGAAAAAUUAACAGAAGCUAUUCGGGAUAGCUCAUUAAACCCAUUCAACAUGCCAUUAGAAUUUCUCCUGCAAAGAAAAUCGUCCGAAUAAUUUAUUGAAGAAUUCAAGAUAAUAAAUUAAUGAUAGUAAGUUAAAGGAUAGUUGUAAUUAUUAAAUUUCAAUUCCUUGCCAGAUCUAGCUAUUGUAAAAUGACUUGCAUGUGGUGUAGAGAAUUGAGUAUGAAAGUGUGUCUGGAAAGGCAAAUGCUGAUGAGUAUUAACAAAAUCAGAAACAGAGAUUGAAUUUCCAACAAUAUAUUGGGAUGGAAAUUGUUGCGAUGGAAGUUCACGACUCUUGACCAUUUCAAAGUUUCCAAAAUUCUGUAAUUGUUGUGGAAAUCCAGGAAGUGACUGGAAAUUUUGUGCUUGAAUUUCAGGAUUUUGUACUGCAUUCAUAGGUUGACUUGACAUAGAUUGAGUUGGUGGACUGUCCAUUGAUGGCAUCAUUGAAUCAGAAGCAUUAAUAGAAGCUAGAGUUGUUGAUUCCAUUAAUCCAGAAAGCAUUUGGGGUUGCAUCAUGUCAGACAUGUCUUGUGAGUUCAUCUGCAUCGGCAUUCCUUGUUGAUUAAUUGCCAUUUCUUGAGAAUUCAUCUGCAUCGGCAUUCCUUGCAUGUUCAUUGACUGUAUUGGCAUUCCUUGUUGAUUCAUUUGCAUGCCUUGUAUAUUCAUCUGCAUUCCUUGAGAACUCAUUUGCAUGGCUGGUGGCUGCAUCAUAUCUAAAACUUGUGGCAUUUCUGGAGGAGAUUGCAUCAUUGGAUCAGUUAAUUUCUGUAACAUUACAUUGGGCAUCUCCAUUGGUCUAAUCAAGAACUCUGUUCCCUUCACUUUAUUAGGUUUCAAGGUCGUUUUCUUCGUGCUAUUUCUCACGUUCAGGGGAGAUCGCAUAGUCGUAAGAUUUAUUUGAAACAUCGAGUUAAUUAUGUCGGGUAAUAGAGGAUUGAAUUUAGGAAUUGAUUGCGUAGUUGUUGUUUUUCUUGACUUCAUAGUCGUUUCCUCCACCUCAACUUUAAUUGAUGGUCGUUGUGUAUUGAUUCUUAAAGCUUUUGGAUUGCGUGUAGAUUCAGGAAUGCUUUCCGUCACAAACUCAACAUCGUCAAUCGGAAUGACUUUAUAGCCAAAAAAUCUCAACAAUGUGCCUAAUGUUCUUUUCGGACGCUUAUUUCCAUCGCACAGAACAUUCAAUAUUAUAAGAAUGAACAGAACUUGAGCAAAAAUUUUCAUCACUACUAAUUUCUAUUUUUUUUUCUACCGUCUAGUUUGUCGUCAUCGAAUGAACUAAAUUAUAAAACUUUUAGUAAGUAAAUUAAAAUGGCAAAAAGUGAAUUUUUAUCCCCCAAAAAUGAUUGAGUAAGUGGCUUUAUGAAUAUAGUCUAAGUCAUGUACAUAUUGGCCGUACUUUACAUAAAUCAGAUAUAUCAGUACUGUAUCUACUUAGGGGUUAUUUGUAAUUGACGUCUGAAGGUUUGGAGCAGUUUGAAGAGGUAAGUAAGAAAGAUUUGAUUAUGGGCUGAAUGAUUAGGGUCAGAGAGAUAAUUCACGAGGUGAAAGAUAGGAAUGAGGUCAAAUCAUUCCACCAUGGCAGUAGACGUCACUUGCGUGGAACCCCAAGCAUAUAUAGCCUUUAUAGUUCACUAAGUCUAUAAAAGUUUGUAAAGUCAACUUUUGCAUGUUCCUACCUACAGUCCAAUAUCAACUUUUUUAAAACUAUAUAUUUUCAUUCUCAUUGAACAAUAACGGCACGACAUUAAAGACAAAAAAUAUCAACUAUCGAAUUUAUUUACAAAACUCUUAGUCUGUGUACAUAGAAGUUUUUCCUACAUGGUAAGCGAAACAUAAAAAGUUGGCACACGAAAUAAGGUAAUUGUGUCUGUAAUCAUAAGCAUUCUCAGUAUUAAUCAAAUACAAUUUAAUGCUUAUGAGCGACCUUGACACAGAGGAAACAUAAUGGAUGUGAAUUUAUAUUUUUAAGUCAUUCAUAACUUUCUUCGGUAUAAAUAAAAAGAUAUAAACAGUC
Messenger RNA from Chironomus riparius, 2780 nucleotides. NCBI's taxonomy places the organism in Eukaryota, Metazoa, Arthropoda, Insecta, Diptera, Chironomidae. The record is from the annotation of a GenBank genome assembly.